AUGGCGGGCAAGUACAAGGCCGUCGGCGACGACAAGUCGGCGCCGGCCUCGGACAAGUGGUACGACCAGCCUCUGUGCUUCACCAUCAGCUACAAGAACUGGCUGCUGCUCUUCAUCGCCGUUAUCAUCCUGUACAUCUGCCUCGCGUUCACCUACGUCGGUUUCCUCGAAGCCGCGACCGUCAUCCGCCAGCGCGAGUACCUCGCAAUGCCGGACCGGUUCUUCGGCGACUUCUACAAGCGCCACGUCCAGACGCACGUCGGCGCGACGGCGCGGAACAUCGAGUGGAAGGUGUACAACCUGCCGGAGGACUGCGAGGUGCUGUCGACCGACAACACGCAGACGCAGGUUGGCACGCUCGCGUGCACGGGCGGCAACUGGCGCCUCUUCCCCUGGCGGGUGCUGGUGGACCCCCUGAACCCCACGUCGCGAGACACGAACUGCGGCGUGCGCGACUACGCCCGGACGGUCAUCGACCAGUUCCCGGUGCCGGCGGCGGGGGCGCGCGGCACGGACACGUGCGACAACAACGGCAUUCGCGCGAUCACGGUGGAGCAGGACUCGGACUUCAUCAAGCUCGGCGAGCUCUAG
This is a messenger RNA of Pedinophyceae sp. YPF-701, 591 nucleotides long. NCBI's taxonomy places the organism in Eukaryota, Viridiplantae, Chlorophyta, Pedinophyceae. The record is from the annotation of a GenBank genome assembly.